CUCUGUGUGUGUGUACAAAGAGAGGAAGCAGGAGAGAGAGGGAGAGAGGGAGAGAGAGAGAGAGACAGAAGGAUGAAGGGAGGAGGGAUUUAAUCUUCUGUGGAUUAUUGUAUAAACCGGUCCCAGAUAAGCAGAACAGAUACUGUCAGGAGAGGAAGUUCCACUUUCCCUUUCUUCCCUCCAUCCCUCCGUCUAUCCCUCCAUUCAUCCAUGGGACGCUCCACCUAGCUUUGUGUGUGAGUGUGUGUGUGUGUGUGUGUCUCUCUCUCUCUCAUCUCACUCGGAGCGCUGGAGUCCUCCUGGAGCAAGAGGGCUAAUUGGUCCAGCAGCGCGAGAUCAAUUACCACGGAAGAAGUUCUCAGUGCUUUGGAUGCAGCGGGAAUUCUCUCCUCCUUCAGACUGCACUCUUUGAAUUGGCUUGUGCGUGUUUGCGUUUUGUGUGUGUGUGUGUGUGUGUGUGUGUGUGUGUGUGCGUGUGUGUGUGUGUUCUUAUGUGUGCUUAACCAUCACACGCCGGAUUACUUACUGGGAGUGAAGGCAGGGGAAUUGCGCCGGGACCUCGGCAGUCUUUGAACCUCCGCUCCUCUACCUUUACCUUGGGAUCUUGUGGAUGGGAGGAGGAGGAAGAGGAGGAGGAAGAGGAGUGCGGGGGAGCGAGCCGGCUGACAGGAGCACAGCAGGAGGCGAAGGGAAGAGGGAGGAGCAUCGCUAUGGGGAGCGUCUGCUGCCGCUCCUGCCGUGCACAGGUGAAGUCUGACCCUGAAGACAGGAUCCGUGGGGACUGGACGACGCCGAUCUACAGCUGUACCUUCCUCAGUUGACCCCGAGGACACAGAGUGUCUGUCUGGCUGCCGGGGGUUCAGCCAGGUUGUAUGAGGCGAUAGUUGUCUGUCACUUGGUCCCUUCAGAGGCUUCACUUCUGAUCACCGGCUCAUGAUGCCGAGACUUUGGAAAGAUGCAGCAACACGUGACUGAUGGGGUUUAAUCGUUGAUAAAACAAUGCUGCGUCUACCAGCCACCUCGGACGUGUGCAGCUGAUUGUAAAGACUGACAUGUUGGGAGCUGAACUUUUGCCUCCAGAAUAUGUUGUUUUUAUACUCCUCACCAACAUACUUUUGAGCUCUUUCUGUUUGUACAAUUAGACCUGGUGGUCAAAAUCUUUCUGGAUCGUUCUGGAUAUUGUUCACUCCUCCUAAUAAGCCGAAUCGGUUUGACUGUAUUUCAGCAGUCAGUGAUUAUAAAGACUUUUUAAACAGCGUAGAUCCACACUUAACUGGAGACAGUUUGUCUGUACAUGAAGCUCUCUAAAAACCUUGGACAGGAGCUUUGGACCUUGUUUUCAAAAGCCUCGCGGUGCCACCGGCUGCUACAGGGAUGAGGCGCCAGAGCCGGGCCGGCGCCGGGCAUGCUGGGAAACGUAGUCCGGCCGGAGCGGGAGCGAGCGUGGCGCGGGGGGGAAGGAGACGAACGCCGCUGCUGUGGGCCGCGGUGUUCGUCUGUCUCUGGCUCGGCGCUCAGGCCCAGAUGAAGAUCCCCCCGGAGACGGUGCAGCAAUGGGCCGAGACGUUUGGAAAGCAAUUACUCGCUCUGUCCAGCAGAUACUCUGGAGCCAAACUACUGCAGAAGAAGUACAAAGACAUCGAGGGGGUCGUGAAGAUGGAGGAGGUGGACGGCCAAGAGAUGGUGAAGAGCUUUGCAGAGGAGAUGGAGGAGAUGCUUGGGAGGAAGAUGAAAUCUGUCAAGAGACUGGCGGAGGCAGCAGAAGACGCUGAUCUCUACCACGAGUUUAACGAAACGCUGGAGUUUGACUACUACAACUCUCUGAUGAUCAACAAAGUGGAUGGAAAUGGGAAUCCAGUGGAUCUAGGGGGGGAGUUCGCUCUAGAGGAGAACGAACACUUCAACAAGCUUCAGGUCAACACCAUGAUGAGUGACAUACAAGUCCCUACCAACGUCUUUAAUAAAGACCCUGGUAUUUUAAACGGAGUGUAUAUGUCGGAAGCUCUAAACGAUGUAUUCGUCGAUAACUUCCAGAAGGAUCCGACCCUCACCUGGCAGUACUUUGGUUCCGCUACAGGCUUCUUCAGACUAUAUCCAGGGAUUAAGUGGACUCCGGAUGACAAUGGGGUCGUGACCUUUGACUGCAGGAACAGGAACUGGUACAUCCAGGCAGCCUCUUCCCCUAAAGACGUGGUGAUCGUGGUGGACGUGAGCGGAAGCAUGAAGGGCCUCAGACUGACGAUAGCCAAGCACACCAUCAACACCAUCCUGGACACGCUGGGCGAGAACGACUUUGUCAACAUCAUAGCUUAUAGUGACUACGUAAGUUAUGUGGAGCCAUGCUUCAAGGGCACGCUGGUACAAGCUGAUCUGGACAACAGAGAGCAUUUUAAGAUCCUGGUGGAAGGCCUCCAUGUUAAAGGAGAGGGCAAAGUAAAGAAAGCCAUGAAGGAGUCCUUUAAGAUCCUCAACCAGGCCUCAGCACAGGGCCAGGGCAGUUUGUGUAAUCAGGCCAUCAUGCUGAUAACCGACGGAGCCAUGGAAGACUUCCAGGAGGUCUUUGAAGAGUUCAACUGGCCCGAGCGCAGGGUACGGGUUUUCACCUAUCUGAUUGGACGAGAGAUGACCUUUGCCGAUAACGUGAAAUGGAUCGCAUGCAACAACAAAGGUUACUACACACACAUCUCAACACUGGCUGACGUGCAGGAGAACGUCAUGGAGUACCUCCACGUGCUCAGCCGACCGAUGGUGAUCAACCAUGACCACGACAUCAUCUGGACGGAGGCCUAUAUGGACACUGUGCUGUUUAAUAGCCAGGCUCAGAGCUUACUUCUGAUGACCUCAGUGGCCAUGCCGGUCUUCAGCAAGAAACAAGAAACGUUAUCCCACGGUAUCCUGCUGGGAGUGGUGGGAACGGAUGUGGCUCUCAGAGAACUGAUUCGGCUAGCGCCCAGAUACAAGCUGGGUAUCCAUGGUUACGCCUUCCUCAACACCAACAACGGCUACAUCCUGUCUCACCCUGAACUACGACCUCUGUAUAAAGAGGGCAAGAAGCUCAAGCCGAAGCCGAACUAUAACAGUGUUGAUCUGGCAGAGGUGGAGUGGGAGGACACUGAAGAGGCAUUGAGGACAGCCAUGGUCAAGGGAGAGACUGGAUCACUAUCUCUAGAUGUGAGAACAUCCGUGGACAAAGGGCGGAGAGUGAUGUUCCUGAGGAAUGAGUACUACUACACGGUGAUCAACGAGACCCCGUUCAGUCUGGGAAUAGUGCUGACCAAUGGACAUGGGCAAUAUAGAUUCAUCGGAAAUGUCUCGGUGGAAGAGGGUCUUCAUGACCUGAUAGCUCCCGACCUCACCAUAGCGACUGAGUGGACCUACUGUGAGACGGACAUCGACCCCUCCCACCGGAAGCUGACCCAGAUGCAGGCGAUGGUGCGCUACCUGACCGGGAAGGAGCCCGACCUGGAGUGUGACACGGACCUUCUGGGUCAGACUCUGUUCGAUGCCGUUGUCACUGCGCCGAUGGAGGCAUACUGGACCGCCCUCAUGCUCAACAGCUCCAGCAUGGACGAGGGCGUGGAGACCGCCUUCCUGGGGACUCGGACAGGACUGAUGAGGGUUCAGAGAUACGCCGGCAUCGAGAAGCGCGUCGCCAACACCUUUCUGACGCCGGCAGACAAGCUGAACAUCUUCACCCUGGACCACUUCCCCGUGUGGUACCGGAGGGCCGCGGAGGUCCCAGCAGGGCAGUUCCACUACUACCUGCCUAGAGAGGACACCCGAGAUGCCUUUAGAGACUAUGAGGCGGACUAUAGCGCCUCCGUCACGAGGGCGGAGCGGCGGCGCCGGGAGAGGGCGUGGCAGCGCCUGCGCAAACAGGCGGAGGAGGGAGCCAAGAUCGUGAUCGCUGCCACAGCCGUCAGCGUGACCGUGGGGAAGAAGACCGCCAUCGCUGGAGCCAUCGGGGUACAGAUGACGUUGGAUAUGUUGGAGUCCAAGUUCAUGACCAUCGCUGCUCAGCCUAACGACACUGACUGUUCCACCACAGAGGGAGUGUGUCCACUUCGCUGUGACAGCUACGAUAUCGCCUGCUAUCUGAUCGACAACAAUGGUUUCGUCAUAAUUUCUAAGGAGCGCAAUGACGCUGGGCGGUUCUUCGGGGAGGUGGAUGGAUCUGUGAUGACGACACUGAUCAGGAUGGGCAUGUUCAAAAGGGUGUCUUUGUUUGACUACCAGGCUAUGUGUAAGAUGAACCUCCAUUCAUCCAACAGUGCACGGCCACUACUCAGUCCGUUCUAUGGGUUGGCUUCCGCCCUCAACUGGUUUCUCUCCAACUUGCUGCUCUUCCUGUUGGAGUUCAAUCUCUGUGGCCUUUGGCACGCGGACCAUUUCGCUGACGCCAAGGCGUCGUUCUCCGUGUCCUCCUCCCAUAAGAAGCGCGGGGACAUCCUUCAGCCGUGUGACACAGAGUACCCCAGCUUCCUGCACGAGCCGUCAAUCAAAGAGACCAACAGCCUCAUCAAGUGUGGCCGAUGCCAGAAGAUGUUUGUGGUGCAGCAGGUCCCAGACAGCAACCUGCUGAUGCUGGUGGUACAGGCUGACUGUGACUGCUCCAGGCAGUACCCACCAAUCACCAUGGAGCCCAUGGAGGUCAAAUAUAACGCCUCAGUGAAGUGCAACAGGAUGAAGUCACAGAAGGUCCGCCGUCGCCCGGAGUCCUGCCACGCCUACCACUCACAGGAGAACGCCAAGGACUGCGGCGGGGCCUGCAUCAUCUCCCUCUCCGUGUCGCUCUUCCUCCUCUGUCUCUCCUCCUCCACGCUGAUCUCUCGAUGACCGGGGUCUUCGUCGUCUGGUUCGGGCGAUAUCGUGCCAUGUCACACCUUGGACAUUGUUUACACUGCAGGUUACUAUGAAACUUCUCCCAACGGGGGAUGAACUGAACCGUCCUUCGUGGAUACGUGCACUUCCGGUCCGCCGUGGAGGAGCUGCCGUCAGUCAAACAUUGGGAACGGGACGUGAUCACCCUCUGCUGGAGAGACAGUGAAACAACAGGUCGGGUUUGAGAUGAUGUCCUGAACUGAAGGGCAGCAGUGCUCCGCUCUGAAGUCACCUGCCCAGGGAGGGAUCAGAGACGAUCAGACGACUGGUUGCAGCGGCCUUUGAAUGUAAAUAAAUAGUGAUCAUGGCACCCAGUCUCCCUGGAGUUUUACACAUUGUCCAAUCAGCAACGACUUGCCUCUGAGGAGAAGAGCAGCCACUUCCAGGAGGAAGUGAUCUCGAGGCAUGCUUUGUAUGAUUUGCUGUUGUUUGCAAUUACUUCUGCAUUCCUUGGUGGUCAAGGGCUGGAGGCUCAAUGCUUAGAGUAGGAUUCUGAAUUACUUUGUUUUUUCUUUAUGUUUAAUAGAAAUACCGUAGUAAAACGUCUCAGAUAUGACCACAUUGGCAAGGGCUGUGGGUGACACAUUUUUAGCGGCAAAAAUAUGAAUCAGCAUAUAAUUAUUGCAACAAAAAAACUCUUGAUAAUGUCAAUCCCUUUAAAAAUGUUGCUGUCUGUCCAAAUGUCUGUCUGUGGGCCAGUUUGCAUAGUGAGCACAGACAUUGAAACCCCUUUAAAACAUUGUUUUGGAAAGAAAUAUAUGAUCAUUUACAUUUCUACUUUCUGAAAUAUAUUUCUUUCUUUCUUUUUUUUUUUUACAUCUGAGCAAGACUGAAUGUAUGUGUGCACUCAGUGGCUCAAUGCAUCUAACGGAUUUCCCUGACAUAUGAUUAUGGAGCAGUCUUUACAACUCUGAUUCUGAUUGCACUCAUUCAUUAUUGUAUGUCUACUUGCAUGUUUUAAACAUAAGCGAUUUUGGGCAACAAGUGGCAACCUAGCGCUUUAAAAAACAAUAGUCAUGAGAUUUUGUACUUGCCUAAUUUAAUUUUGCAUGCAUUCAGGAUUAUCUGAUUUCACUCUUAAUUUAUCUGGAAUGUGUGUGUGUGUGUGUAAAAGAGUGUGUGUGUGUGAGAGAAAGAGACAUGCAUGUGGCGUGCAUGUGUUUAUGCUAGUGUGUGUGUGUGCAUGUGCGUGUGUGUGUGCGGAUGUGUUUGUGGUAAUGCAGGUGUGUUUCGUGCAGCAGGUAGUCCAGGCGCUGCAUAAUGUAAACCUUCUGUGUCUUGCUGAGAAUACAAAAAAACAUGUUUCUCUUUCUGCACCGCAUUGUAUAAUUUUACUUUAAAUGUAAUUCUUUGAUUUAAGUCUGUAUUAAGAAGUAAAUUGGUUCCCCAUUA
Messenger RNA from Gadus morhua (Atlantic cod), 6273 nucleotides. RefSeq names its product calcium channel, voltage-dependent, alpha 2/delta subunit 4a (gene cacna2d4a). Gene Ontology annotation, molecular function: voltage-gated calcium channel activity. The coding region runs from base 1375 to 4836 and encodes 1153 amino acids. NCBI's taxonomy places the organism in Eukaryota, Metazoa, Chordata, Actinopteri, Gadiformes, Gadidae. The record is from RefSeq and is a predicted model, not a curated record. The transcript has 41 exons. Gene Ontology annotation, cellular component: voltage-gated calcium channel complex.